This is a messenger RNA of Drosophila pseudoobscura, 2077 nucleotides long. RefSeq names its product achintya (gene achi). NCBI's taxonomy places the organism in Eukaryota, Metazoa, Arthropoda, Insecta, Diptera, Drosophilidae. The coding region runs from base 165 to 1838 and encodes 557 amino acids. The record is from RefSeq and is a predicted model, not a curated record. Gene Ontology annotation, molecular function: RNA polymerase II cis-regulatory region sequence-specific DNA binding. Gene Ontology annotation, biological process: regulation of transcription by RNA polymerase II. The transcript has 8 exons.
CUGCUGGCGUCGUUGUCGAGGAGGUUAAAAUUGUUUAACAAAUCAAAUAGUGCAAUUAAACUGUAUUUACAGACGUUUGCUCUACGCCGGUGGAAUGCGGAGUGGAUGUUGUUGAUGCGCGCGAUGAGGCUUUUUCUUGCUGAACGUGCGCGUUGGCCUCAACAAUGAUUUCGCCAGAUCAUGAAGAGGUGGACCUGGUGCUGGAUCACCAGGUGCGCAGGAACAUCAAGAACAUGUAUCAGGCGAACCUGAUGGAUCUGCCGAACGGUCGCGAACGCUUCGUGUCCGACUGUAGCAUGGACAAUGAUUCGCUGCCGCAUGACCAGGAGUCGAUGAAUGCAUUAGACACCCUGUCCACCGAUGGCAUUGUGGAGGUGGAGGAGGAUCCCAACUCCGACCAGAUGGUGGCGAUGGACAGCCGUGAGCUACAGAACUACCACGAGAUGAUGGUGGAAACCGACCACGACCACCACAUCGACAUCAAUGGAUCGCUGCGCAAGCGUCGUGGUAACCUGCCGAAGCACUCGGUGAAGAUACUGAAGCGCUGGCUCUACGAACACCGCUACAAUGCCUAUCCCAGCGAUGCCGAGAAGUUCACUCUGGCGCAGGAGGCCAGCCUGACGGUGCUGCAAGUAUGCAACUGGUUCAUCAAUGCGCGCCGGCGCAUUCUGCCCGAGAUGAUACGCCGCGAGGGCAACGACCCGCUGCACUUCACCAUCUCGCGGCGCGGCAAGAAGGUCAGCCCCAACUCGUCCGCCAGCAGCUCGGGCAUGCCCCAACAGGGUGCAACCCAGACGUCUGUGGCAGGCAGUCCUUCCUCCGAAGUGUUUGUUGGCGCCACAGAAGAAGUAGAUGGUGCUGCCGACGCCCACCAGGGAAUCGCCAAUGUCCUCACAAACUUCGACCAAUACGUGAGAACGCCAAACGGCCAGAUGGUCAAAAUGGAGCCGGAGUACGACGAGAGCGUUGUCUACAGUUGGCAGCAGGCCGUUGCAAACAAUCCAAUGGGCUUCCAGAGUCUCCACUCGUCACUGCAAGCAACCAUUAUAGAUAAGAUCCAGGCCUUUCAGAUGCGGAAGGCUGCCGCGCUGGCCGCCAGCUCAACAAACGUCGCCACCAGUCCCACCGGUGCCAUAAAGCCCUUUACCAGCACAUUUCGGCAGAUGCCGGCAGAGUUUGAGGAGGACAAAAAGCCAGGUCCGAUCAGGCGCGGACGUAAGCGCUCGGAGGUGGCUAACAAAACGCUUCAAUCCGAGCAAAAAGCAGCCCAAGACACUGAUCAGAAACAAAAGGAUGCGAAACAUGUAAAACCGGCCAAAAGAAGCAAAAAGAAUGCCCCUAGAUCCGAGGGCGAGGAGAGCGCUCAGGGAUACGAGUCGUGCGAGCAGACCAGCGAGCGAGAAGUGCGCUUCGAGACCUCCGACGACUGGCAGUCCGUGAUGAAAACCGUUUUCACCACGGAAGAGGUUGCUACGAGUAGCGCCGCAGCCAUCAAGGAAACUACUGCCAACAGCCAAGAGGUGGCCGUAGAUCCGAUCAUAAAGCGUGAGCCCAAGCCAAAGGUUGUGGUCACCAGGAACGACCUACUUCAUCACCUCGGGGGCCCGGCCACAGUAGUGGCCACAAGCAGCUCCAAUCAAACGGAAAGGUCCUCAGAGGAGGUAUACACCAACAAAGAGGGCGGCAGCAGUCAGGCCCAGUCCACACCGCCACCACAGAAUCUAAGUCGAGAGAAGCGUGACAAAUACAAGUGUCUCUAUUAUCUAGUGGAGACAGCUAUGGCAGUGCGUCACAACGAUCCCGGACAAGAGGAGGGCUUUGCUUAUCUGCGCAAUUAAAGCCCAACCACACCACAGGCAACACAACAACCGAAGAAUGUGGUGCUGUAAAUACACGUUAUAUUAUUUUGCUAGAAUUCAUUUUUAAUGCAGUUCCUGCAACCAAAUUGGUAAAGCUAAUCAUUAGCAUAGCCCAAGAAUCAUGUAAAUGGAAUAGGAUUCACACACAAAUGGUACAAAUCAUUAGAUAAAUUUUACAUCGCAACGCAAUUGGGUGAAUAUCAGUGCAAAAAAGGAAA